Molecule: messenger RNA, 3297 nt
Organism: Calliphora vicina (urban bluebottle blowfly)
Lineage: Eukaryota; Metazoa; Arthropoda; Insecta; Diptera; Calliphoridae
Gene: Sobp
Product: Sine oculis-binding protein
Exons: 4
Coding region: 171-2723 (850 amino acids)
Biological process (GO): animal organ development
Cellular component (GO): nucleus
Source: RefSeq, a predicted model, not a curated record
AGACUUGGUUGUGUAAAGACCACUAACGAAUCGAAUCGAAUUGAAUUGUUCGUAGAAAAUUAUAAUAAUAAAUAAAAGAAAUUAAUAGCAACGCUUUUUCAUAGUUAAAUACGAAAAAAAAGGCUUCGUCAUUAAAUGCAAGUGCUAAUAAUUCACCAACAAAUUCCACAAUGAAUACAUCAACAACAGCUGCCACACCAACUGUAGUGAAAAUCAAAAAGGAACUGCCCAGUGAUGAAAUAAAGGAAUUUGCUGAAAGUACAAUGAAUGAGUUACUCGGUUGGUAUGGUUUCGAUAGUGUGGAUCGUUUGGAUCUUUCAGCAAAAACAUCGAAAUUAUUACAAACGGCGGGUAUAAUUAGUGCACAACAGCAACAGCAGCAGCAUCAGUCGCAUCAUAACCAGCAUCAUCAGUUGGAAAAGCGCCGUAGUCGCAGCAGUAGAGAAGCCUCUCUUUUACACAUGCAUCAGCAGCAGCAACAACAUGAGCAUUUACGUACUCUCCAUAAUAACAACAAUCACAAUAAUAGCCACAGCAAUAACAACAAUAGUAAUAAUAACAGUAACAACAAUAAUAACAACAACAGCAGCAGUAGUUCGAAUAAUCGUAAAACUUCUCUUAAUUGUAAUAAUAAUAACAAUAAUAAUUAUCGGGGCAACGAUAGUACAACCUCAGAUCAUGAUACCAGAAGUUCAAGAGAUGAUGAUUCAAAAAGUCCCAAUUCGGCGGGUAAAACACAUUCGACUACAACGAAUAUCAUUGAUGAUAAAUUAGUUGACUAUCAAAACUGCUGUUGGUGUCGUCGGCCCGUACCGGAAAAUGCCCCAGAAUUCUUAACCACCUCCGAUGGCCCCCGCUACUGCUCUGAAUCGUGUUUUACCCAGAGUAGACGGGCAUCGUUUAAAAAAGCCAAAACCUGUGACUGGUGCAAACAUGUGCGGCAUGCCGUCAGCUAUGUGGAUUUUCAAGAUGGUGCCUCCCAAUUGCAGUUUUGUUCCGACAAAUGCCUGAAUCAAUAUAAAAUGCAAAUAUUCUGCAAAGAAACCCAGGCUCAUUUGGACAUGAAUCCACAUUUGAAGGAACAAGGUCUAGAGGCGGCCAGUAAUGGAGCAAAUCUCAUAACACCCGAUUUAUGGCUGAGGAAUUGUCGCAGUCGUUCUGCCUCGCCAGCCUCCACAGUCUCAAUAUCUCCGGGACCACCCACUCAAGCUAAUAUGGGCCCGGAAAGAGCGAAUUUAUCAGGUGGAGCAUUAAGUCCGUUGCCCAGAAUAGCAAUCACUAGCACAUUGCCACAUACCAGCAAUACAAGUCACAAACCUUUAAUUUCAGUAACACCAGCCUCGAAAUUAAUGUCAAAAUCUCCCAGUAUCCUAAGCAACCGGCAAUCACCGAAACAUAAUCGUAAAAAGAGGCCAGUUAGAAGCUGUGAAAUGGUCUCUACCAGAUGCAAUGAGGUGAAAUCAAAUAGUUCAGCUUCAUUAGCGCCGGGUAGUAUUAAACCCAAACCCUUAAUGUCGUCUCUAAGCGAUAAUGCGCGCUCCAAUUUAAAUCAACCGAAUACACAAACCCUAACACAAUUUGCUGCCUCUUGUGUGCAAGAUUUACACAUGAAUGUGCCACCUUUGUCGCCCAUGAUGGAAUCACAAUCGUCACAGCCCACCACGCCUCACAGUCUACCGCCCACACCCAAUAGAGCCAACACCACAAUACCACCAGCAUUUUUUGCCACACCGCCCAACAACCAAGGACCCCCAAGCUCACACUCGGGCGGCAUGGCACCUCAAGGUUUUCCACAACGUCCUCCGUUUCUGCAUAAUCCUAAUGGUGGCUUUCUGCCACGUUUUUUGGGAAAUUUUUCGGGUUUUCCACCACCGCCACCACAUACAGCAGCCGGUUUCAUGCCACCCGAUUUAUCGGCCUUAAAUACCUUGAUAGGCACCCCACCGCCAGUAACAAUUAUGGUACCUUAUCCAGUCAUAAUACCCCUGCCAAUACCCAUACCAGUACCCUUGCCCAUAGUGGAUUUCUAUAAAGCCCACUUAACGCCCGAGCAGCGCACGAAAUUCGAUAAAGAGCAGCAGCUGAAAAAAGAAAAUGAAACCAAGGAAACCUGCGAACUUGAACAAACAGUGGCCGAAGUGGCAGAGGAACCUUUAGAUUUUACCAAGACCAAGGACACUGAAGUACAAUUAGAAGCAACUAGAAGUGACAGCAUUAAAGCACAAGACUCACCUAAAACAACAGAAGACCCCAGCACCACCACCACAACCACCAAAGAAGCAGAAGAAACCACACCCUCUGAAGAUUCACAAACCAACUCAAAAACGUUGCACUGUAUUGUAAGCACCGCAGAAGAACCCAAACAAAACACAGAUAACCGAACUAGCACCAAAUUAAAAAGUGAUUUUGUGGCAACAUCCCAAGACCUUAAUGAAGACUCCAAUGAGCAGCAGGCCACAACGAGUGGCGGCGAAUCAAAUCAAAAAUUGCCGAAAUUGAAAAUAACACGGCUGCAAACCAAACGUACUCUAAUACAAACCAAAGAAUCUGAAUGCUCAAGGCCUUUGCGCAAGCGUAAACGUAUAAUCGAUUGUGAUUUUCAGAAAUUAAACACCACCAGCACGAACAGCAACAAGGAAACGAACGAUGUAGCCGAUGAAUUAAACACAACGACUGAAAACGAACCAACAAACAAAGGCCAAAAUACUAAUAAUAAAAAAUAAUUAAAUAUUACAAUUUAUUUUAAUUCUUAAAACUUAAUUAGUAAGUAAAACUUAAAUUAUAACAUAAUAAAAGCACUUUAAGUGCUUGCAAAAACAAAGAAAAAUUUAUGAAAAAAUAUAGUAUUAAAAUAACGAACAUAGAAUUUGAUUUUAGCUUAAAUUGUUUAAUUUACAAUACAAAUCGAUUUCUAUAUUAAAGCCGUUUAUUUUGAGCUUAAGUUUUAUUGCGAUUUUGUACUUAAUUUCUUUGUUUUUUAUCUUAAUUUUUUUUUAUUACAUAUUAAAUUUAAUUAAAGUGUGCAAUUUGUUUUAAGUACAUAUGUACUAUUAUUUUAACUAUUAAUUUGUUUAGUAGCUUAGAAUUUUUUUAUAUGUUUUUAUUUAUAAUCUAUUAUUAUUAUUAUAUUUAUUUUUUACAUCUCUAUUUCCUUUUGAUACUAACAACAAAAUAAAUGUUUAUUCAAAUCAGAUUUUCAAAAUUUAUUUCAAAUUGUUAAUUGGUUUAUAAAUAUGUACAAUGAAUUGAAAAAACGAUUUAAACAAAAUUAAUAAAUAAAAAAAAAAUAUUUAAAAA